Doryrhamphus excisus (bluestripe pipefish) is the source of this 1230-nucleotide messenger RNA. It is a transcript of the gene psph, whose product is annotated as phosphoserine phosphatase. Gene Ontology annotation, molecular function: magnesium ion binding; L-phosphoserine phosphatase activity. Gene Ontology annotation, biological process: dephosphorylation; L-serine biosynthetic process. The record is from RefSeq and is a predicted model, not a curated record. Gene Ontology annotation, cellular component: cytoplasm. NCBI's taxonomy places the organism in Eukaryota, Metazoa, Chordata, Actinopteri, Syngnathiformes, Syngnathidae.
CCCUCACCGGCUUUGCUGUGAUUGGUGCAGCAUCAUGUAACAGUUCUUCUUCUGCAUUGCUCCAUCAGCUAUCUGAUGUCGGUUUCUGUGCGACUAAACACACUUCCUGCUGAUUGUGUAUUUUUCCAAACAAUCGCUGCUCAUUUCCCAUCAUGUCCACGAUGUCACAGACAAUGGAACUAUUUAGGAGAGCAGACGCUGUCUGUUUCGAUGUCGACAGCACCGUCAUCAAAGAAGAAGGCAUAGACGAGCUCGCCAAGUUCUGCGGCGUGGGGGAUGCCGUCACUGAAAUGACUCGUAAAGCCAUGGGGGGUUCGAUGACUUUCAAAACAGCCUUGACUGAGCGCCUGGCUAUUAUCAAAUGUUCUCGAGAACAAGUCAACAAAUUGAUCACAGACCACCCACCACAGCUGACCCCAGGUAUCAGGGAGCUUGUGGACCGGCUACAUCAGCGUAACAUCAAGGUGUUCCUCAUCUCAGGCGGCUUCCGUUGCAUUGUUGAACACGUGGCCGCUCAACUUAACAUUCCUCUAGAUCAUGUCUACGCCAAUCGACUCAAGUUCUACUUCAAUGGCGAGUACGCCGGAUUUGACGAGAGCCAACCCACAGCCGAGAGUGGUGGCAAAGGAAAAGUCAUCAGCAUGUUGAAAGAAAAGUAUGGCUUCAAAACGGUAGUGAUGAUAGGAGACGGAGCCACUGAUCUAGAAGCCUGCCCCCCAGCUAGCGCUUUCAUUGGAUUUGGCGGCAAUGUGGUGAGGCCACAGGUUAAAGAGAUGAGUAUGUGGUACGUCACAAGUUUUGGAGAGCUGUUGAAAGAACUGGAAAAGAUUUAAGGAUAGUGUUGUUUAGUUUUUUUUAACUAAUUUACUAAUGUUAUUUGCACCUACGAGUGUCUCUGAUGGUUUUAUCCAUUGUGCAUACAUCGUUUAUGUCAAAAGAUGUUUAAUUACGGACCACGUGUACUUUAGCGAGACCGUUUUUUCUUUCUACUGUGCUUUUCACGGUCUUCAUUUGUCUAUAUAAAAACAUACUAAAAAUAUUGACUGUCGGUUUGAAGAUUUAGAAAAUUAUUUUAGUAGUACAUGCACUUUUUCUUUUCCAUCAGAGACUUACAACUCCGACAUGACGGCAAGUGCAAUGAGAUUUUAAAAUAUGAACUGAAUUGUAGUCAGCCAAUGAAGGAAAGUCUCCAGCGAAUUAAGACCAUAAGCAUUAAACAGUAAAACUGUU